Messenger RNA from Drosophila erecta, 1678 nucleotides. RefSeq lists its product as uncharacterized. The transcript is spliced from 2 exons. NCBI's taxonomy places the organism in Eukaryota, Metazoa, Arthropoda, Insecta, Diptera, Drosophilidae. Bases 106 to 1572 code for a protein of 488 amino acids. The record is from RefSeq and is a predicted model, not a curated record.
AACCCUGCCAAAAUAUUAGUCCUUUUCAAAUUCUGAUGUUUUAAAUCCGUUAGUCCCAGAGAAAGUAAAUUUAAUUUGUUGAAAAUAGGAGAAAAAAGCCAUUUCAUGUCUGGGCGAAGGUGUGUCAUCUGUGGCGAGGAGCCGCCGGCGAAGGAUGCGCAGGGCAACGAUGCGUAUGCGUAUCCCAAGACGGAGGAGGAGGCCAGGAUCUGGCAGUCCAGCAUGGCGGCCAAGAACUGCUGCCUGGAGAGCAUCCAGAACCAGUGCUGCGUCUGCGUGGAGCACAUUCCCGACUUUGUGAAGCGGGCCAAGAAAAUCGGGAAGCAGCUGCGAAAUCUGGAGCGCGAAAAGGAGAAGCUCCGCCAGGAAAAGGAGAAUAGUGAAGCAUGCAAGUGUCCGGAUGAUGGUCAACCGGGUCCGGAACGUCCAUCGGUUAAUGUUCUCCUCCUGAACGGUGCUUCGUUGCCCACGUAUUGCGGCAAGGGGCAGUCCUGCGUGGACUUGAAGCCACAUCCCGCGGAAGAAGGCGAUUCCCAAUUGAAGAUAACCAAGAAGCUAGAGCCCAAGGAAUCGGACACGGAGAUCUUUGUGCAGGAAUCGGAGUUUAAGGACACCGGCCGGAACUUUCCCGACAUCGAUGGCACCGAGGUCACCGUUCUACGCACUCCCACGCAAGAGGAUGAGCAGCUGGAAGAGGACAUGCAGGCGCUGCAGGAUGCGGAACAGGAGCAGGAUCCGAGCGUCAGGCAGCGGCGCCACAACUGCCUCCCAGGCUGCACGGAUGUCCUGCUCCUGGGCCGCGGUCACCAUCCCUCGGACGAGUGUCCCUGCCAGUGUGAGCAGUGCUCAAAGCCUUCCGGCCUGCCACAGGACGGACCCUGCUGUCAGCCGGAAUGCUGCGCGAAAUCCCACACGGAGUACUUCACCCAACCGCCGUGCGGCUGCGAGUGUGAGCAGCAGGUGCGGCGUGAGCUCACAAAGGUCAUUAAGACGCAGGGUCAACGGAUUCGGGAGCUGGAGGAGAUGCUCUGCCGGCAGAACAAUCUGCGCAACUGUCUGCAGCGAAAGCUGGACGAGCUGUACUGCGAGUUCGGCCGCUUGGACGAGGAUGAGGGUGAACGGUCGCGAUUAUCUUGCCCGGGGAGCCAGCGUGGUGGCCCCGAAUGUGCAGGUGUACUGCAUCCCAUUCCACCACCACCUCCCCCAGAGCCGAGGGCGCAGCUUUCGCCAAAACGUAGACGCACUCAUCGUCGGGCAGUGAUGGAUAAGGCUAAUCGCAAGAUGGGCUCGAUUGAAAGUGAAGUUGAGAGGACAAUGUGGGGCGAGGAUGUGGAACGGAUCCACUGGUUCGCGGAGAAGGCUUCCCGCUCCGAGGAAUUCACCCAUCGACCAGUGUGGAUCAAUCUGCCGGAGGAGGAGGAGUUUGAUUCGGCAAGCAGGAUGGCGAUUCGAUUCGGCAAGAACAGCACCUACACGGUUACCGAGAAGAAGUCAAACCAUUCCAACGUAUCCACUCCGCAAUCCAACUCCAACUCCAGCUACUCAUUGACCACCACCAGUGGCCGCACUUGAUGCACCAUCCUCUGUAUCCACCCGAAUCCCAUGCCCCAUGUAACCCUUUGCCCCUUCGGAUCUUCCCGUCCUGUGCAAUCAUGCAAAUACAAAUAUAUACUCUUUU